CCAUUCUCAUCCCUCAUAUCCACCCUCUCUCUAGCUUUUCUUCUCUUCCUCCCAAUGACUCAAAACCCUUAAAGAAGCCCAUUUUAAAUUGGAAAAACCAGAAGGAUCUGACCAAUCCCUUUUUCUCCUUCACAGGCUGAAUCAGCUUCGAUUGGGUCAGAUUGAGAAUGACGAGACAGAAGAUUGAGAUAAAGAAGAUUGAUAACAGGGCGGCGAGGCAGGUGACCUUCUCAAAGAGGAGACGAGGGCUUUUCAAGAAGGCUCAUGAGCUCUCAACUCUCUGCGACGCCCAGAUUGCUCUCAUUGUCUUCUCCACCACCGGAAAGCUCUUCGAGUACUCGAGCUCAAGCACGAAGGAGACGCUUGAGAGGCUCAAUCUGCACCCAGAUAGGCCCAACAGAUUAGCACAUCCCUCUCUCGAGCAGCAGAUGGAGAGUAGUAAGAUUGCCAAAUUGAGUGGGGAAAUAGCAGACAGGACCCAUGAACUCAGGCAAUUGAGGGGAGAGGAGCUCCAAGGGCUGAACAUUGAAGAACUGCAGCAACUUGAGAAGCAGCUUGAAGGAAGCUUGAGUCGAGUUAUGGAAACAAAGGGUGAACGAUUUUCCGAAGAGAUCAGCAACCUCAAGAAGAAGGUGAGAUACAUAAGCGCCUAGUGAGUUGUUUAGUAUGCUACCAAUGCUUAGACAGAGUCGACAUUCAUAUAUGGGAUAUGAUUCAUGAGCCGAAAAAAUUGAGGCCAAAAUCAGUGCCAAAAUUUUCCUUUAGUUGAUUCACUUGACCUCGUAUUAUCAACAACGGGGAAUUUUUAGACUUGCUUUUGUAUAUGCUUGGAUUUUUUGGUGUAUAUGUGCAUGAUUUUGUAAGUACAGGGAAAAUUAGUAAACUUGAAUAUGCAGGGAACAGAAUUGAUGGAAGAAAAUGAGAGAUUAAAGCAGCAGAUGAAGAGUGCAUGUAGAUGUGGAGCCCGUCAAUCUAUAUCCGAGCAAGAUCUGCAAAAACAGUCAUCAGAAUCAGCUCCUCAGCUCGUUCGCACCUUAUCUGAUCCUCCUGAGCACGUUGAUGAGGGUUCAGACACCUCUCUCAGAUUGGGGUUACCUUUCCCGAACUGAUAAAUAGAGUAUCUAACCAAUUCAAGGUAGAAAAUGGAGUUGCUCCCUCGGCAAAGACAAUUACGUAAGUGAAGUCAUGGAAUCAUCUUAUUUAAAAUUGCAGAGAUGUGAUGUUUGAGCAAAUACAAGACCCUUCUGCAAGUUGUUUUCUAGUGUUCUUUUUUAAUGUGAGGUAUCACUCAUAUGUGUAACUAUCUGAUGUGUGUGUGGAUCUGUGUGCAUAUGUAUCAUACUUCAUUUGAUAAUUUUAACUCAAUAUUGUUAUUAU
Messenger RNA from Rubroshorea leprosula, 1377 nucleotides. Lineage: Eukaryota; Viridiplantae; Streptophyta; Magnoliopsida; Malvales; Dipterocarpaceae. The record is from the annotation of a GenBank genome assembly.